CCAUUCCUUUUGGAUACAAAGCUUGUGCAGAGGGGCUGAUUAAGUGCUGCCUUGCCUGCAAAAGGCAUUUCUCAGAGAGAGGACAUUAGAGGCUUGAGCAUUGAUAAGCUUCUGGAACUGAGGGAAGCGUCCCAAAGAUCUAGUCCUAUCCCUCUCAGUUCCCUGCUCUGCCUCCCUGGGUGAUCUCAUCCUCUUAUCCUAAAUUCUGUGACAUACUGAUGCCUCUCAAAUAUAUACAUUGAAUUAAAGACAAAUAUUUCUGUUUUGUGUCAGAGCUGGUCAUAAUUCUUACAGCUUUAACAACCUUUGCCUUUAUAAGCCUCUGAUUCUCUCUCUUCCCUUGAAACACUUUCAGGUUUACUUGAAACUGUGUCUCCCAAAUUGCAAUUCCUAAGACUCCAAAUAAAACACUUUUUAGUCUCAAAAAAAAAAUUAUCCCCCCAUCCCGUCCCCUCUUUGAGCUUUAUACUGUAUAUCCCAGUGUGACUCUAACAUCUUCCAUAGACAACUUAAUCUAACUGUGUUUCAAUCUGAAAUCAUCCUUUCUUCACUUAUCUUUUAUUCCCAAGUUAUGUUUUCUGUGUAUUCCUCAUUUUGGUUAAUGAGUAUUUCCAAAUUAAACAUCUUGGUUGCUGUCUCCCUUGUUAUUCCCCAAGUGCAGUCAGGAGUAAGUCACCCUCACAGUUUUUCCUGGCUUUUUCCUCUUCAUCCUCUUUGUUUAGGCCUCUCCCCUCUCCCGCGUUUCUUCUCUUUCUCAUCUACUGAUAACUCUAAGUCAUCAUGAAAGUUGUUUUACAAAAGUAUCAGCACCUGUAGUAGUGUCAGUGCAGGUUGUGUAUCGAAUAAAGGUGCUGUAAUCACACUUUAGAAAUAGUAGGUUUGUUUAUUUAUUAUGACAGUCUUCUGGCAGAUGGCAGUACAAUGUAUUGUUCCAACAUCUGUAUGUUAUGACAGUUAAGGACUAGAAACCUUGAUGCCUGUGGAGAACAUCCUCUGUUCUUGUGUCCUCAGUUCUCUGUCAGGCAAGCUUGUCUUUUAAAACCCAAGUGUAAAUAUACCUUCCUCAUGAAGCUUUUUUUUGAUACUCCCUACAGGAGUCAGUCAUUCCUUUCCCAGGGCUAAGGCCAUAUGGCUACUCCCUUAUAGUAGGCAUUGCAUUAUGUUGUAAUAAUUGGUAUAUGAGUCUGCCCUGUUGUACUCUAGGCCCCUGAAGGGUAGGGACAGUGUUUCAUCAUUCUUUGAUCCUCAGCAGGUAGCUUAAUGUCCAGCAUGCACAGUGUAUCAAAAAACAUAACAAAUAUUUGAUUGCAUAACAUGAUUCAGGCACAGAAGUAAAUAUGUUACCCACUUUAUCUUCUUUAAUCCUCACGACUCCUGCAUGAGUCCUGUUGUUAUCCCAUUUUAUAGAGUAAUGACGCGGGCGUGCUGGCUGGUGAGACAGGACAACCGGCACCAGCGAAUCAAACUCCCACAUUUGGAAGCAGUCAUGGUUGGGCGCAGUCCAGAGACCAAGAUCACCGACAAGAAGUGUUCUCGACAGCAAGUACAGUUGAAAGCAGAGUGUAACAAAGGCUAUGUCAAGGUAAAGCAGGUAGGGGUCAAUCCCACCAGCAUUGACUCAGUCAUAAUUGGGAAGGACCAGGAGGUGAAGCUGCAGCCUGGCCAGGUCCUCUACCUGGUGAAUGAACUUUAUCCGUAUAUUAUAGAGUUUGAGGAAGAGACAAAGAGCCCUGGCCUGGAGACACACAGGAAGAGAAGGAGGUCAGGCAGUAGCGAUCCUGCCGAAAGGCGUGCUGCCCCGGAAGCUGAGCCCCGCCCAGGACUGGAACCUGGGAGCAGCCCUCGCCAGUGCUGUAUGCCUCCAAAGAAGGAGAAGGAUGCCUCCACCAGAAAGGAAUCCUUGGGCCACUGGAGUCAAGGCUUGAAGAUUUCUAUGGAGGACCCCAAAAUGCAGGUUUACAAAGAUGAGCAGGUGGUGGUGAUAAAGGAUAAAUACCCCAAGGCUCGUUACCACUGGCUGGUCUUACCUUGGGCCUCCAUUCCCAGUCUGAAGGCUGUGACCAGAGAACAUCUUGAGCUCCUCAAACACAUGCACACUGUCGGGGAAAAAGUGAUUGCUGACUUCGCUGGGUCCAGCAAACUCCGCUUCCGUUUGGGCUACCACGCCAUUCCCAGCAUGAGCCAUGUACACCUCCAUGUGAUCAGCCAGGAUUUUGAUUCUCCUUGCCUUAAAAACAAAAAACACUGGAAUUCUUUCAAUACCGAAUACUUCCUCGAAUCACAAGCUGUGGUUGAGAUGGUGCAAGAGGCUGGCAGAGUGACCGUCCGAGAUGGGAUGCCCGAGCUCCUGAAGCUGCCCCUCCGUUGUCACGAGUGCCGGCAGCUGCUGCCUUCCAUCCCUCAGCUGAAGGAGCACCUCAGGAAGCACUGGUCCAAGUAAUUCUGCGGAGCCUGACCUUCUGUAGCACAUGUGCCUGAUUGUUGAGAGCAAAUUCCUGGCACCUGUUCUGGAUUGCAUGUGAACUUUCAUUUCUUGAAUUAAAACAUGCAUUUUUUCUUUUUUUACAA
Messenger RNA from Odocoileus virginianus texanus, 2568 nucleotides. RefSeq names its product aprataxin (gene APTX). Lineage: Eukaryota; Metazoa; Chordata; Mammalia; Artiodactyla; Cervidae. Gene Ontology annotation, molecular function: single-stranded DNA binding; mismatched DNA binding; DNA 5'-adenosine monophosphate hydrolase activity. Gene Ontology annotation, biological process: single strand break repair. Gene Ontology annotation, cellular component: nucleus. The record is from RefSeq and is a predicted model, not a curated record.